GUUGAGACGCGCAAACUUCAAUAUACUUGGCGCUUUGAAAGGUCAACUCUGGCUAUUUGUAAAGAAAUAUAUUUUUUUAACUAUUCAAGAUGGACGACAGAACGAUAGAUCAAAUUUUUUUUGGAUCGUUAGACAAUUUACCACCAGUUAGUUCAAAAAUUGUCAGGAUAUUUACUAGUUCUACAUUUACCGAUACUACAAUGGAAAGAAAUACGUUGAUGGCAAAAUGUUAUCCGAAAAUUAAAGAUUAUUGUAGAGAAAAACAUGGUCUAGAAUUUCAGGUGGUAGAUAUGAGAUGGGGAGUACGUGACGAGGCUACAGAUGAUCACAUGACUACUGAGUUAUGUAUGAAGGAAAUUCAGAAUUGUCAGAGGUUAUCUAUGGGCCCCAAUUUUGUGGUAUUUUUGGGGCAAAAAUAUGGCUACAGACCUAUUCCGACGUAUAUCCUUACAUCAGAAUUGUUACUAAUUCGUGAAGAAUUAGCUUCAACUGGUAACGAUCCAACUUUGAUCGAUAUAUGGUACAAAAAAGAUGCCAAUGCAGUACCGCCCAUUUCAGUUUUGCAACCAAUUUCAUCUAUUUUAAUUAAUUUUAAUAAUAAGAGGAUACCGAAAUUACAAGCUGAAGACCAAGCAAAAUGGUGGGAUACGCUGGGAAAAUUUCAAAAAAUGUUUAGAAAAGCUUCAUCUUCUUUACAUCAACAAGGAAAGAUUGACAAUGAUGCUAUGCAUAAUUAUUUUAUGUCAGUAACGGAACGAGAAGUCAUCAACGGAAUUCUUGACGUAAAAAACACAAAAAACCAUUGUUUAGCUUAUAUAAGAUAUAUAAACAAUAUCAACUUACAAAACCUGAAGAAAGCUUCCUUGUUUGUUGACAUUUUAAAUAGAACUUUGGAUACCGAAUCUGCUAAACUUCUAGGUAAUUUAAGAGAUGAAAGAUUGCCAGCUAAAAUCGAAACGAGCAAUAUUCAGAAAUAUAAUGUAGAAUGGAUAGGUAGGGAAGGUUUAGAUCCGGAAACUCAUGAAGAAUACUUGAAACAUUUUAUAACACAUUUUUACAAAAAUAUCAUUAAAUUAGUCGACAGAGCCAUGAGAAAGGAAGAUUCUAGCGCCCAAGGACAAAUUGUGACUGAAAUUUUGCAACACUUACAUGCGUGUAACAACUCUGUUCAGGUUUUUUACGGUCGAGAAGACAGUUUAGAACGUAUUCACUGUUACAUGUUAGACGAUAAUGAGAAAUGUCUUAUUUUAUAUGGAGAGGGAGGAUGUGGCAAAACUUCUCUAUUAGCUAAGUCAGCUAGUAUGUCAACGAGUAAGGGAUGGUUUGAAGGUGCCAGGCCAAUCAGCAUUGUCAGAUUUCUGGGAACCACUCCUGAUUCGUCCGCUCUUACUCCCACUUUGAUAUCCAUUUGCCAACAAAUUUCAUACAAUUUUAUGAUGCCUUUCGAAGGUAUACCAGACGAUUUGGUACCGUUAACUGCACAUUUUAAACAACUUAUAACUCUGGCUUCCAAGCAACAACCUCUUUUGUUGUUUCUGGAUUCUGUUGAUCAGCUCACAGGGACUGCAGAUGCCAAUAAAGUGUCAUGGCUGCCAACAAGGCUCCCACCUCAUUGUAAAAUAAUAGUUUCUUGUGCUAAUGAAGAAAGUAACCCUGAUGUAUCAAAAGAAUAUCACAUAUUGAGACGAAUGAUAGACGUAGAAGAAAAUUUUAUAGAAGUUAAAGCUUUAGGAGAAGAAUUGGCUAUGAAAGUAAUCAAGAUGUGGAUGCAAACAGCUCACAGAGAUUUAACGAAUUAUCAGUGGCGUCUGGUGUCAAAUGCAAUUGAAAAAUGUAGUCUUCCUAUAUUCGUUAAAUUAGUUUUUGCCGAAAUAUGCAGAUGGAGAAGUUACACCAAAUCUCAAGAUACGCAUUUAGCUUCGACUGUGAUGGACUCAAUUAUGAUGCUUUUUGAGAGAAUAGAAAAACAGCAUGGUAGAAUUUUGGUGUUCCACGGCCUGGCCUAUAUCACAGCCGCUAAAAGCGGUUUGUCAGAAUCAGAAUUAGAAGAUUUAAUAUCGUUAGAUGACAAAGUAUUGGACGAUGUUUACCAAUAUCAUUUACCGCCUGUAAGGCGUAUACCGCCUUUAUUGUGGACGAGAAUAAGAAACGAUCUUCCGAAUUAUUUGUCAGAGAGAGAAGCUGACGGUGUAAGCGUCAUGAAUUGGUACCACAGGCAAUUUCGAGACACAGCCAAAGAGAGAUAUUUUAAAAAUAUGAAUUUGGCUUACUACUUUCACUCAAUGAUAGCAGACUAUUUUCUUGGUAUAUGGGGCGGUGGCAAACCAAAACCAUUUAAAUACACUGAAAUCCAGCGACACAGGUUUAACUUGACAGACAAAGAAGGUGUUGCUGAUCGUAAAGUACCUGUCCAGCCAUUGGUGUUUUAUUCCAAAGAUGGAAAAGUUUCUAGGUACAAUUUAAGAAAGUUUGGAGAAAUGCCAUAUCAUUUGGUCAGAUCAAGACGCUUUAAAGAUUUAUACGACAACGUUCUAUUUAAUUAUGAAUGGUUGCAUGCUAAAUUGUCAAGCUGUCCUCUUCAAGCAGUUCUUGUAGAUUAUGAGGAUGGUUGUGCGUUUAUUGAAGAUAAUGAAUCGAAAAGAGAACUUAUGUUGGUUGCUGAUGCUCUGAGAUUAGGUGGUGCCGUACUGGGACAGUAUCCCAAUAUGUUAGCCCCACAAUUAAUCGGACGGCUUCUACCAGAGGUUGCUCAAAAUUCUAAUAUAAAAAUGCUGUUGAAUGAUUGCGAUAUUAAAGGCCCUUUGCAUUGUGCUUUGUUACCGUUGUACCAUUGCUUGCAUACGCCUGGAGGUCCUCUUAAGUAUUCAUUGGAAGGUCACCAAUUUGCAGUAUUUUGUAUUUGUAUAACAUCUGAUUACCGGUAUGUGGUUUCUAUUUCAAAUAGAUUUAUAACAUGGGAUCUGUCAACAAGCGAUCUAACACGAGACGUCAAUCCCAAUAUAGAAGGAAUUAUGGUAUAUUUAGUACUUAGCCCAGACAAUAAAUGGGCAGCCGCUUUUACCAACAAUAAUCAGACGGUUUUACUUAAUAUGCUAUCCAGCGAAUUUGUAAUCAUUGACAACCCUUUACCGGGGGGCAAUAGCGUAACAGGAAUUUACCUACUAAACCACAACCUCUAUAUUUACGGAAGUGAAAACUGGAUUAAAUUUGACAUGAGAGGCAAUCGACAAGAAGAUUAUGUCGCGCCGUUGGACAUGUCAGAUUGGAUGAUUCUACAUAUGGAAUUCGAUAAUAAAGACGAAUACAGAAUAAUUUUUUGGAAAGGAAAUCUAGAAGAUACAAGAAUGUCAUUAUUUGCACGUACUGUAGAUGGGGAUUACAAAUAUUUAGAAUUUCACAGUGCAAUGGUUUUAACAAAAGAUAAAAACACCCUAUAUGGUUGUUCCGCUACAGAUUCAUAUAUAAUUUCCAAGUAUAUGAAAAACAAGGAAUCGAAAGAAUGGGAAAAAAUUGAAGAUUUACCUAAGGCGGAAAAUGAUGGCAAAGAAGAAAUAUUGCAACUUAAGCUGGAUAAACAUGACAAAAUUUUAUUUGGAACAACAAGUAAUGGAUUUGUUUUAUGGGAUUUCAACGAUGAAAGAGCCGAGUGGAAGGCUGUAUGUUUAAUGCUGCCAUAUGGUACAAGAAAUAUAACAACGAAAAUGUUGCAAUCAAAUUCUAUCACUCUAAGUGCUCACAAAAACUACGCCAUUGCCGGCGUCAGAAAGAACCUUUACGUGUGGAGCAUGCAAACUAAAAAAGUCGUCAAAGUCCUAGAUGCACAUUUCGGACGUAUAAUACAAUUAGAACCUUUGACUGUUGGCAACUGGAAUAGCAUUGUAACGUCGUCGAUUGAUAGAACAGCUAAAGUGUGGAAUGUCAACAAUAUCUUUGAAACUGUUCAUGUAAUAGAUAGGCAUGAACUUCAAGUUGAUUCUAUUAGUUUAUCAGAUAAUUUAAGUUUGGCUGUGACUGCGACCAGAAAUUGCGUAGGAGUUUGGGAUCUCAGAAUUGGAAAACUUACAGCAAAACUAGCAGACAGUCCAUUAGGAGCAAUUGUAACUCAUGCCAUAAUAACUCCGGAUGGGAAGUAUAUAAUAUCUGCAGAAACUGGUAACAUAUUAAUAUGGUUAAGAUUGACACAACAAGUUAUCUUUAAAGAAGAACAACCUGGUGUAAAACAGCUAACCCUCAUGGACAAUGGCACAAAAAUUCUGUCUAUUUCAAAACCAACCAACGCUCCAGGAACUGAUUGUGUGAGAACAAUGGCAACAGCCUGUGUUCGAGAAAUACCAAGUGGUGAGAUGGUAUACACUUUUGAAUAUUCAGUUCGAAGUAUUACAGGUGUUCCAUUUAGGCCAGCAGUUAUUACCUCCGAUAAUCAACAUUUGGUGUUAUCAGGAGCAGAUAAAACUAAUAGAGAUUGUGUUAUUGUGUAUAAUGCUCAAAAUGGUACUUUGGUCCAUCGGAUACCUCUUAGAAUGUGUGCAAUUAAGGAUGUUGCAGGUUUAGUGGCAAUGCCUCAUAAAGGACAUCUUAUUGCAGUUUUAGCUGCAGAUAAAGGGUCUAUAAUUGACAUUAGAACAAAAAAACACUUGAGAACAGUACCAAAAUGGGGAGGUAGUCUCACUAAAGAUGGAAAGUAUGGCUUAUAUGCUCCUUCUAGAGGGGGUCUAGAAUUAAUAGAGCUUAAAAAAGGAACCACAGUAAGAACAUACAUUCCUAAAGUAGCCGAAGGUGUUUUUUCAAUUAUAUGUUUAUUUAACAGUACUGAUGAAUAUGUUUUAUAUUACCACAGUGGAAGAAAAACAUUAAGAGUAUUUCGUACCUCAGAUGCUGAAAUGGUAGCUAAUUACAGAGUUCAGGCUGAACUUACGGCUGUAGAAAGCACUCCUGAUGGUAAAGCUCUUGUUUUAGGUACAGUGGACGGUUGUGUGUCUGUGUUAGCAAUUGUAGAUACAAAUAAAGGCGAAAUGAAUCAAUAUUUAGCUGAAAUGCCAUCAAGAGAUCAAGAAUGGAAGAAGAAGGUGGACAAAAUGAAAGCUCAAACGAGGUUUAAAGCUGUAGGCUCAAUUGCAAGGUUAUCUACGACCUUUUCUAACGAAAAUAAUAAUAAUACAGCUGAAGCUGAAACUAAUAAUAAUAAAAAAUAAUUUAAACAAUAUAAAUAGGAAAAUAUUGCAGCUAGAAGUGGAAUAAGUCUGUUUUUUUUUUUAAAUAUGUUGAAAACUGUCCGAGUAACCAGAUGACCAGUGGAAAAUUGAAAGGUUUUACGCGACCGAAUAAUUUGAUAUUCAACUGUUCCACUGGAUCUCGGACAGUUUGCGGCACAUUUUGAAGAAACCAGAACAAGCCUAACAAAUACACACUAUUUUAUAUACUACAGUUCUGGGCCAUUUUUAUUACUAUUCACUCUUUACACAAGCACUGUAUGUAUUACGCAUUCCAACGACCUGUCAAACAGCUGCAUAGGGCAGGGUUGCUAUAUCUAAGGGGGUUGCAACAUAAAAGCCUUCCAUCUUGGAUGUUAUUUUUAUUCGAAAUACUUAUAGAGCGAUUUUUAAAAACACGACAUUUUCAUGGUUGUUGCCAAUGUAAACAGACUAUUUCCCCACUAACCUCAGUGACUCCUUCAUCAAUUUGUUGGGUCUAUGUCACAAUCCCUUAGAUAUACCAACCACCUUCCCUUCGGCAGUCAUUUUAUUUGGAAUGCGCUAAAUGGCAGGAGAUCUUUCUCAAAAUUUUGACUAUAUAUUUUCUCCAAAUUUUGACUUUUCUUAAAAUUGUGUUUUUAUUAAUAUUUUUGUAUGUGAUAUGAAUACCUACGCCGUUGUCAGCUGUUGCAACUACAAAAUAUAUCAAACUAUAUCUCUUCGUGAAUACAAUAUUUUCAGGACCUUGUAUAAUAGAAAAUUUAGAUGAACAGUAUGGUAAAAAUGUUUGCUUAUUAAUAAUUGAUUUUUUUCGCAUUUGUAUUUACCGAAAAGUAAUGUAUAUUUGAAAUAUUUUUGGUACCUAGUAUAUUUUUAAAAGUCAGUAAAUUUAUUAAACAUGGCAAUAAUGCAAUUUGUUCUGUAAUUUUAAUUUAUUAAUAAAACUAUUCUAUUCUGAAAUCACACUAUGGUCUCUGAAAAAUGUAUUUUAAAGGGCCAGCGUUAUUGUCCACUGUAGUAUCAAGAGAUUUUAUAGUCCUUAGUGUGAUUUUUAAGUGUAAACAUACAAAAACUAUUCAAUGUUAAUUGUUAUAUCAUCAUUAAUGACCGAUAAAAUAAAAACAAAUAUUUUGUUUGUAACGUCCAUUUAUUUCACCUUAGAUAGGGACAACAACUAUAAACCAUGUCAAUUAAGACAAUAAUAAAUAAUAUACAAGAAAAUAAAUAUUGACACACUCAGUACCCAAAUAGUGCAUACAUUAAAUCACAAUAAACUUUAGGUAAAAAGUUAACGUAAAAUCACACAUUAAUGAACAACCGCUUUACAGCAAGCAACUUGGCGCAACAAGUACUGUGUGCACACAAAAUGUAAUGCAUUUUAUCAAUUUUUGUUUGUAUAGUCCCAAGAGCUGGAGCAACAAAAAGUUGGGAUUUGUAAAAGAUAUAACAAAUACUGUAAAGGUCAAAUACUUCUUGUAUUAUUUUGUUUUAUAAAAAAAACUUGAUACAUAAAACAGUUGUUAGCUCUAUCUCUUACGGACUUAUGAGAAAUGAACCACAAAUCGAAAAAUCUUGUUUAAAAUAUUUCCAAAAUUGAACCACUGGUGAAUUUCAAAUGUUUUAAAAAUUGUAGCUUUGGAAUUAUACAGUAUGGUGCAAAUGAAAGGAAUAAAUUCAUUAUAAUGGAAGUAGUUGGUUUUUCGAAAAAAUGCUCGAACAGGUCAAUUUUGUUUACUUAAAGCGCAAUUUUUUAAAUACAAUUCAAUUUUCCCCCACUUCCCAUUUUUGGGCAGUGACGUCAUUGACAAUUUUUUUAAAUAGAAACCCCAAUUUUUUUUUCUUUAUUUUGAUAGAUCUUGCAAUUUCCUACUUGGAAACGUAAUAUUUGAAAUAUCUGAUAUAACAAUUUUUUUUGAAAAAAAGUCAUUUCAAGAUCAGAUACAUAAAUUUUAUGUUAUUUUGAAAC
This is a messenger RNA of Psylliodes chrysocephalus, 7158 nucleotides long. NCBI's taxonomy places the organism in Eukaryota, Metazoa, Arthropoda, Insecta, Coleoptera, Chrysomelidae. The record is from the annotation of a GenBank genome assembly.